This is a messenger RNA of Symbiodinium pilosum, 1044 nucleotides long. The record is from the annotation of a GenBank genome assembly. NCBI's taxonomy places the organism in Eukaryota, Dinophyceae, Suessiales, Symbiodiniaceae.
AUGGCUCAAAUGAUGCCGCCUACCAAGCUGGUAUGGAAACAGCUGAGCCCAACGCCUGAUCCGGCGAAGGGCGUGCCGUGUGAAAGAAGCUCACACGGAAUCUCUUUCAUCCAGAACGAGGCAGGAACCAGGCUUAUUGUGUAUGGUGGUGAAAAUGUUGCUCGGACAUCCGUAGAUCCAUCUCAGGCUUUGUGGGCAGCAGAUUUCAAGGACAAUUCCUGGAGUUGGAGAUCAUUGAACUGUGAUGGUCCGCCACCGCGGGUGGCACAUGCCCAGGCCUCUGUGGCUUCCGCAGUUUACAUCUUUGGUGGAAGGUGCGGCAUCGGCAUGGACGAGAAGCCCCUGAACGAUCUUUGGGUCCUAGACUGUCAUGGUCCGCCUGGGAAGGAAAAUUGGCGGAAAGUGGAGCUGGGUGCAGGAAGCGACGAACCUCCAGAGCCCAGAUCCUUCCAUCGAAUGAUCGCAGUGAACAGCGACCUCUACGUCUUUGGUGGCUGUGGCACGAGUGGGCGACUGGCUGAUCUUCACAGGUUUGAUACUGUAAAGAACGUUUGGCAGAAUCUCGGCAAGUCAGAUCUCUUGCGAGGCCGAGGUGGACCAAACCUCCUUCAUUUGAAGUCUGAUCGGCUUGCUGUGAUCGCCGGGUUUGCGGGUGAGGAAACAAAUGACGGACAUGCCUACGAUCUGAGCAAGGGCAGAUGGGAGACUGGUGCCAUCAGCGGCCUAGCGGAUCUUCGCCCCCGCAGCGUUUGCAUUGCAAUUUCCCUUCCGGUAGGCAAGGCCCUCAUAUUCGGAGGAGAAGUCAAUCCUUCAGAUUUGGGACAUGAAGGUGCAGGCAGCUUUGAGAACGAUGUUGCAGUACUAGAUUGCAACACGGGAGCGCUCUUGGGUAGCGUUCCCUCUUCGGCUGGGUGGCCAGUGCAGAGAGGGUGGGCAGAUGGAGCUGCUGGAGAGUCAAAUCGCUUCUACAUUUUUGGGGGGCUCACCGGAGAUGACACGAGUCCUAAAAGACUCAGCGACUUGUGGCUUUGUGAUGUCGAAUAG